AUCGGGUUACAGUCAGGCUGGAGCCGCUGAAGAGAGUGCGAUUUGGACACGGCCAAAGAAAUACACCGGCAUGCAAGAAAGCGCUUGGAUUGUGAAUCACUGAGCAAGCUGACUUCACCUUGUUUGGUUUUAUCCACCCGCACGAGUGCUUUGUUAUUGUUAUUAUCAUUUUUUAUUUCUGGCCAAGGAGCGCGUCCGAGUCGGAGCACAUACCCGGCGGGGACGCACGCCGAGCAGCCCCUGGAGACCGGAGGGGUAUUUACAAUAGAAACUCACUUCAUUCCCAAUAAGAAUAGCGGGGAGUGACAAAGCACCCUGGAAUGUCUUGGAGCUUUUGGACCCCCAACUGGACUUGUGACUGAUGGAUGGAUGUGGAGGCAGCGACAGGUACCAGUAGACCGACAAAGAGCGAGAUUUGACAACGCUGUCUCGCUGUGCGUCCCUAGCCUUUAAAAGCUACAAUUUUUUCUAGUUUAAUUCUCUUGACCAGAAGGUCGCCGCUCGUGCACCAGCAGCCACAGGCCGUCCAGGACACUUGUCGUGCACCGAAAGCGAGGGUUCAGUCAAGGACACUGGGCCCGGACUAGAGCUCACGAAGUUGGCCACAAGGACAUGACUGUAAUCGCGAGCUCACAUGCUCCCGACUGACUGACGCUCACCUUCUCACCGGCCCACACUCUCAUAAAGGCUGUCCGACUCCGCGCUGCCGUGCUGGGCUUUGCGUCCCAACCUUCUCGGCUCCCACUCUGUGUGUGCGUGCGUGCGUGUACAUUUAUCAGCAUGGCACUACUGGCUUGUUGGAAGUAUUACCUCUGGAUCUUUAUCUUGACGUGUAGAACGGUGCUACUUUCAGCCAAAUCCCUGGAGAGCAUCGUUUGGAGCUCGCAAAAUCCCAAAUUUGUUGCUGGCAAAGGCCUGAUUAUCUACCCAGACAUCGGGGACAAGCUGGAUAUCAUCUGUCCCAGAGCGGACCAAGGCCGAGAAUAUGAAUACUACAAGCUGUACUUGGUCAAGAGAGAGCAGGCGGAGAGCUGCAGCACGGUCCUUGAUCCGAAUGUCUUGGUCACCUGCAAUAAGCCAGAGAAGGACAUCAAGUUUACCAUCAAAUUCCAGGAGUUCAGCCCCAACUACAUGGGCCUGGAAUUCAAGAGGAACGUCAACUACUACAUCACAUCAACCUCCAAUGGAACAGUAGAGGGCCUGGAGAACCGCGAGGGAGGCGUCUGCAAGAGCCGAGCCAUGAAAGUCAUUAUGAAAGUCGGACAAGUCCCAAAUGCAGUCAACCCUGCAGCGCCAGAGGGUCCGCAAGAUAACGCCAUACCGGACUCUAGCCCAAAUCCUCUAGACCCGGAUCGAUUGGGACCUGAGAUGCCAGGAAAUCCUGACACAAUAAACCAGGACCAGUCCAAUUCCUCUGCAAACUCGGACGGCAUCCUGGGCUCCAAAGUGGCCAUGUUCUCGGUCAUCGGGGCGGGAUGUAUCAUCUUCCUUUUGCUUAUCCUCCUCCUGGUCAUUCUGCUCAUCAAGAUGCGCAAACGGGCCAGGAGAAACACACACUCGCAGCCCCGCCCCUCCGCAUUAUCACUCAGCACGUUGUCCAAUCCCAAGAUGCCCGGGGGCACUGCUGGCACGGAGCCCAGUGACAUCAUCAUUCCGCUGCGGACAGAGAACAACUACUGCCCUCACUAUGAGAAGGUGAGCGGCGACUAUGGGCACCCGGUCUACAUCGUUCAGGAGAUGCCCCCUCAGAGCCCCGCCAACAUCUACUACAAAGUCUGACGCUCAGCAGCGGAAGCAGCCCAGAGGAGAUUCGGAUUUCUGUUCUUGAAAGAACACUGCUAUUUGUUGUGGGGACUUGAUAGUUACUUCAAGCCUGUGUUAUUUCUACCACCUGCUGCACAAAUCUGGAGAGAUGCGCACGGACGAAUAUCUAGACUGAUGAGAGAGAUUUAUUCUGUGGGUUGUUAUUCUUUGGCUUGUUUGGAAAUCCCCCCCUUACUUCCUCCUCCCUUCACCUCCCGCCUAGUGUGUCUCCGUUGAGGGGUGGCGGAGGUGCGGGUGGCUGGAGCGAAUCAAAAGAUGGAACUUUCUGGUUUGCUGUCCCCCUUUAAUGAACCGGAUGUAACCCUAACUGGCUCCCUGACGCUACAACACACAAACCUUGCACGCUAGCCAGGAACAGGCAGUUUGUGUUGCACGCGCGUGUGUGUCCGUGCGUGCACCUGCGUGUCAGAGGGGGUUCCAUGCCGGGCCGGGCCGGAGAACUUUCCAGAUAGCUCAGGUAUCAGACACAGUGUGUGACAUAUUGUGUUCCUGUCCCUUCGCAGCUCGGAUAUUUGCCUUACUAUUUUUGAUGGAGGACUUCCCUGAUUCAGUUCACAAAGCAGUUGUAUUUUGUUAGACUUUUCCUACAAGUGCACAAUGUAUAGAGUUGAAUAGCUUAUCAUUAUUAUUACUCAUCACACCCCUCAUGUCAUCCAUCACAGUAGAAACCUGCGCCGUUGCUAUCAAGGGAGUGUGUCUUUUUUCCCAUGAUCUUUGCUAUUACUCUGGUAUUUAUGACCUACUUAUGUGUAUUUUAGGGUGCGUCCUGUGUGUGUGUGCGUGUGCGUGUGUGCGUGCGUGCGCAUGUGUAUGUUUGGGCAUGCCCAGACCUGGGACCUGAAACGACCUACUUGCUUGGGGAGUUAGAACAGUCGAGUUUCUGUAUUGGAAGCUUAGAAAACAAGAAGCCAAAUUCCUCCAGCAUUCCACUUGGAUCUAUUUGAACAUGUCAUUAUUUCUGGUGAGCGUGGAGGAUUUUUGUUUAAAAAAAAAAAAAAAGGCAACAGACGUGUGUUUGCUCCAGUUUGUGGUGCAAUGGUGCAAGUAAGCAGUUUGGUCUAAGGGGUGGUUGGCCUACAUAGUUAGGUUAUCCUAUGUAAGUUGAAUGCCUAACCACAGAUGGAUACACUAUCGUCUGAUGCCAAUUGGCUGCCAUCUGUUGAUGAGUCAGUAGAGUUCACACUAAUAUGUGCCAUCUCAAUGCCCACGUUCACCAGCCGGGGAGGAGAAAAUGUCGGGAGUUGGCUUUAAUUAUGGAGGAAGACGGCAAGCUGAAAUAGUUUUCUUUCUCCAGGCUCACACUGGUUCUGGUGGGAAUUAGGGGGGGGGGGGGGGGGGGAGCAUAAAAUUCCACGGUUAAGGUGUCAAGCCCGUGAGGAUAGUGCAGCUGACUUAGCAGCAGCAGCACCGGGAGCUUGUAUUUGUGCGCACUGCAGCUGUAGCACACAUGUCACGUUGGACUUAAUUGCUUGUAUUUGCAGUUUGUGUGUGUGUGGACGCUUUUGUGGUUGAGCAGACCUGUUUGGGGACAGGAAAUAGGUGCUCAGCCUGGCCGCCAAAGUUAGGAGCACGUAAUGAUGUGUAAGGGGAGAGGACGGCUAUUCCUCAGCAUGCAAGCUGACACACACGUGCGCACACGGACACAUUAAGACUGACGGGUCCAGGUUGAUCUCCGGGUCAGACUGCCGCUUGGUGUUUACUCACCGUCAGAGGCACCUAUCAUCUUCAGCCACAUCCAUGGAUGUUAGCCGCUGAGUUAAAAGGCAGCCCCGUUCGAGAAGCCCGGGAAAGACUCUUGCGUGUCGUUAACCUCAGAGUUAACAACCUAAACAGCUGCCUGGGCUUUUGUGGUCCUGUGUUUUAACUCAGCAUGCAGCCCUCAGCGUUCCUCUGCAAAAAACAUUGACAUCAAAUAUUUUGCUUUCGGAUCAGCGUGCCCCCACCUUCACCAGCCAAGGGAGUCAUUACCACAUCACCGCAAACCAUAUUUCAUUUUCAUCCAUACUCGUGACCACUUAAUCUUAUUCAAAUUGGGGGAGAAACAUUAAAAGAGAAAUGUAAAUAUAUGCAUAGAGCCCAAUUGAAGAUGUAAUUUCACCUGAACACUGCUUAUAAGUAAAAAAAAAAGAACGAAAAUAAAAUUAGAAUUUUGUAAUGGAGGAUAUUUGUAAAUAGCUGUCUUUCUAAAAUGUGUUUUAUAUGACUCCUUCUUGUCUCACUUUGCAAUACGUCUGUUUUUAUUUCUUCCCAAGUCAGCCAUGUUAUUGCAACAAUGCUGUCUUCUUUUGCAGUGUCCAGUGUUGUCUUUGUUACCGCAAGUGUUGCAAAAAAAGAAAUAGCUGAGGGUUCAGAGUUUUGACGUGGCCAUUCAACAUGCUUCUUGUUGUGUGGGACACUGAGCGGCUUUGAAAAGGAGAGUUCAUUCCAACCACCAAUGACAAAAUCCUGCCCAUGUUGCAAGCAGCACUUAACCAUGAUAAACGAAUACUUUGAUCAAUUCCGGUGUUUAUGAGUUACCUACACUUCUGCCUACGGUAUACAGUAUAGCAAAACAAUGAAAGAUGAAACUCGUGUCAGACACACACACGCAGGUGCGAAGAGGCGGGGGAGGAGAGGAAAAAGAAAAGGGGCCAUGUAUGACAGUGUGACCGCUCUCCAAUAAAUCAUCCGCUUCCCACCGCUCAUUAUCUCCCAGGCUGUCCUUUGUUUUCCUUUUUUUUUCUUUUUGCCGCCACCUCCCUCAGACCUUGUCAUCCUUCUAAUUUAGCACGUGGAUGUUGCUCGCCAUGAGCCUCACCGUAGGCCGAUGUCUGCCAUUGUUCAAAGCCACAGUAUUAUUUUUCAGUGUGCAUGUAUAAGCAAAAGCUGUUAAAAUUGUUUCCCUAUGUUUGAAUCAUUACUGUCACAUUUUAUUAUUUGAUUUCAGUUUUUAUUUUGCAUCCAUUUUUUUCUUUUUUUUGCCGCUUCUCAGCGUAACCUAUCGGCACCAGCUACAACGGAACGACAACGUUCCGCCAGUUUGGAAAAUACUGCAUAUUGAUGAAUAAAUUUUUCCCAUGGAACUUGG
Messenger RNA from Syngnathus typhle (broad-nosed pipefish), 4891 nucleotides. RefSeq names its product ephrin-B1 (gene efnb1). The record is from RefSeq and is a predicted model, not a curated record. Gene Ontology annotation, biological process: ephrin receptor signaling pathway; axon guidance. The transcript is spliced from 5 exons. Gene Ontology annotation, cellular component: plasma membrane. The coding region runs from base 781 to 1779 and encodes 332 amino acids. Gene Ontology annotation, molecular function: ephrin receptor binding. Lineage: Eukaryota; Metazoa; Chordata; Actinopteri; Syngnathiformes; Syngnathidae.